Caenorhabditis remanei is the source of this 804-nucleotide messenger RNA. RefSeq lists its product as uncharacterized. The record is from RefSeq and is a predicted model, not a curated record. The coding region runs from base 1 to 804 and encodes 267 amino acids. The transcript has a single exon. NCBI's taxonomy places the organism in Eukaryota, Metazoa, Nematoda, Chromadorea, Rhabditida, Rhabditidae.
AUGAAGAAACUAUUGCUUGAGGACUCUUUUGUUCCAAAUAUCCCACCCCCAUCUCUCCUAAAACUCGAAAAUGGACAGCUCGUGACGCCUACAGGAGUUCGAUUCGACAUUCCUCGUUGUGGGAGAAACAUCGGGAAGAUGAAUAUGGAGGAAAGCUGCUAUAAUCAGCUGGAUAGGAACGGGAAGCUUACGCAAUCAAACGAUCAUCCACGUUUGGUUCAACCCAAUUCAUCGUCUGAUGAAGCUCCGCGAAUAAAUAUGUGGAUGUAUACCCAUCGACAGACUGGAAUCGGACCUCGACAAGAGAAGUUCACCGAAGAGGUGGCUUUGUCAAAGAACGAUGUGAUGAAAAUCGUUUCCACCAAAACUCAGAUUGAUGUAAAGCCAAAGAGUGUUAAGGAUCGAAACGAGAGAAACGAGCGCGUUCGUUCUCUGAAUCAUCACCGAUUUGUUGAAUACUUAAAGCAUUCGACUCACAAGAAAGUCAAGCCUCUCAAACAUCCACAGGGCUGCUUAUUCUGCAAAGACAAAGAACAUUCUGCUCAACACUGUCAUGUCUACCCUGAAGUCGAUUCCCGUAUCGAGUUCCUCAACAAAAAUCAGCUGUGCCACCACUGUGUGUUCCCUGGACAUGAUGCUCAAAACUGUCCAACCUUCCACAGAAAAAGUGUUUGCCGUUAUUGCAAAGGUAGACAUAUCUUGGCGAUCUGCAAAAGUUCAACAAUUCCUGCAAAUACCAGCCAACAUUCAUCAACCGAAUCUUCCUCUACUCUUCAAGAUGCAACAAUCAAACGCAUGGAUUAA